CAACGUUUUUCUAUUUAACUGUCAUAUCCCCUGUCUAGUGGUGUUUAAAUCUUGACAAGAUGCGCUACUUUGUGUUGAUAAUGUCCUCGCUACGAGCUCGUCCGACUUUGGAUCCUGGCACCAGUUAGGGUCGUCGCAGACUCCCGUGGGGGGUAGGGGCGCUGUACCGUCAACACGGCUAUCCUAACCCCAGGUGUCGUCAGUCUGGCCACUGGUAAAGGUGUGAUUUCGGUUUGUCCAACAGUACAUGUGUGUGAAACCUCAAACUACGGUCCCAUCUCUUACGGCUAUUUAUUUGUAGUCGGUUAGUCGCAAUGGCCCAGAAAGGCUCAGUGGUAACGCUCACUGUCAUAGCUGUAACUUCUAUGUACUAAGCGUGCAGCCAGAGUAUCUUGGUAGAGAUUGCAUCAAAGUAGUCAGCAAUGUUUAGCUGGAAAGCACCUAGCGUCCACACGGCCAUAUCUAGCACAACGAUGCCAGCCGCGUGCCUGUCGCAUAGUAAGGUACAUGUACACCAGCUAUGGACAGGGCAUAUUAGGAAAGGUAGUUGUCCAAAUCGGUCAGAUGUUGCAGCAUGGACGCGUCGACGAUGGGCUCGUCGCUCCGCGAGCCAGGCGAUCCAAGAGCAAGUCCAGAAUACAACUUCGCUAGUAUCAGAGGACACACGCGCAACUCAAAUGUAUGAAUACAAGUAUGAGUUCGACCUGCCGGAGGGCCGUGUGGUCAUCCAGCCCCUCACCCCGCCCCUCAUCGACCCGACCGCCGACCUGCUCUCCGCCUCCUUCCUCGCCUCCUCCGCCCACCUGGCACCCUACACCCGCUACCUGCGCGCCAACAUCCGCCGCUACCUGCAGGAGCACCGCGCCCUGCCGCCCCGGGCGCUGGUGCUGGUGGCGGUGCUCCUGCAACCGCACCAACUGCCGCAGGGACAACAGCAGGGUCAUUUGCAGCAGGCGCAGCAGGGGCCGCAGCAGCAGGGUCAGUCGCAGCCGCGGAUGGCGAGCGCGGCAGCAACACCGACAGCAGCAGCAGUGUUGAGUGCCCCCUGCGCUGCAGCUGUUGUGACCUGCGGUGCGACCGAGGGAAUGGAGGAGGAGAAGGCGGAGAAGGCUGCAGGGCCGGCGGG
Molecule: messenger RNA, 1126 nt
Organism: Astrephomene gubernaculifera
Lineage: Eukaryota; Viridiplantae; Chlorophyta; Chlorophyceae; Chlamydomonadales; Astrephomenaceae
Source: the annotation of a GenBank genome assembly